AUGCGUACUACUGUUGCAAGCAACAAACUACAAUCAUGUCAAAACAUAUAUGAUAGCGAUAGGAGCAAUAGAUUUGCUCUCUUGAAUUCCUCGAAUCAGGAAAGUGCAAAGUUGGCCAUCGUUGGUCUCGGACCAAGAGGUCUCGGCAUUCUCGAACGUUUGACGGCUAUCUAUGAUCGACACAAACACAACUAUGACAUGGAUCUUUAUCUAAUUGAUCCCGGCCUCUAUCCUGGACAAGGAACACAUUCAUCAAAACAAAAUGCACACUUGCUGAUCAAUACAGUUGCCUGUCAAAUCACAAUGUUCGGCGAUGACACAGUAAAAAACUAUGGCCCAUUGAGAACAGGACCAGGACUUCUUAAAUGGGCAAAUCAACGAGGAUAUCGACGAAUGCCGAAUAAUCAGUAUUUAAUUACAACUGAUAAGGCAAGUGAAGAAAUUCAAGAAAAUGACUAUCUACCCCGCUCAAUACUAGGCGAAUAUCUCAAAUGGGUAAAUGAUUAUCUAAUUCAAGAAUUACCCACAGGAAUUCGAGUUCACUACUACAACAAUACUGUCACUGACAUCAUACAAUUAGACGACGGUAACCUUCGAAUAAUUCUCGAUGGUGAUCAUUCGUUUGCUGUUGGGGCAGCUGUAUUGACACCGGGACACGGUCAGAAUCGUUUGGACAAGGUUGAAAAGAAGUACCUCCAUUUUGUCAAAGAUAACCGAUCUCGCAAUCUUCAUUUGGAAUACCUUCGUUGCUAUCCACUAACUCAAUUACAGACAGUCCAAAAGGGAGCCAGAGUAGCCAUUCAGGGACUCGGUUUGUCCUGUCAUGAUAUUUUAUCUGAAUUGACAUAUGAGCGGGGUGGUCGCUUUGUUCAAUGUGACGAUGGGCAGGAAUUGACUUACGUUAAAUCGGGACAGGAACCAGCAAAAAUCUACAUUUAUUCUCGAAAUUGUUUGCCAUUUAGUGCUCGCGGGAAGAAUGAAAAGGGUGUUGGUGGUCAAUAUCAAGCACGGUUUUUUACUCGAUCAGUGAUUGAUCAACUUCGAGAAAAGAGCGGGCCUCAACUCGAUUUUGAUACAGACCUAUUGCCCAUUCUAGUCUAUGAAAUGUGUUUUGUCUACGACUGUACACUAAACAACACUUGGGACAUUCCCCUCGACAAGUAUGAACCGGAUGAAAAAACUCGUCAGAUCAUUCAUCACUUAUAUUAUCCAUUGGAAAAUGUCGAAUUCGCUGAUUUCGAGUCAUAUGUUUUGUGGGUUAUCCACUUUUUGGAAAAUGAUAUCGACGAAGCAUACAAGGGAAACGUGACCAGUGCAGUAAAAGCAGCUACCGAUGUGUUGCGUGAUCUAAGAGAUACAAUUCGAUAUGUCGUAGAUUUUCGUGGCCUCACGCCAGAAUCUCAUCAUCGUUUUCUCAAAGAGAUUUGUCCUAUAAUGAAUCGUAUGGCUGUUGGUCCCCCAAAGGAGAGAAAUGAACAGUUAUUAGCUCUUUUACGAAGUGGCUUAGUUGAGUUUGCUUCCGCAUCACAUCCCAAAGUUCGAACAGACGCAACUAGUGCUACAUUUGUCAUAUCAUCAAUGAAGCGUGAAGUUCAUGCUGAUGUUCUAGUGAAAGGUAUGAUUGAGCAAUUUAUUCCACAUCGAGAUGAAUCUCCGCUUAUUCAAAACAUGCUGAAACGAGGACUCAUUCGACCCUUUUUAAACGGUGACUUUCAUCCCGGUGGUAUCGAUGUGAACCGGCAGCAAAAUCCGAUCAGCGCCAACGGUACCUGUAUUCGAAAUUUGUGGGCAUUGGGCAAUAUUUGUGAAGGUCCAAAUUGGUAUACAUAUGUAUUGCCAAGACCACUGGUGAACUCACGAUCAUUACAGGAUGCUGGAAAAUGUGCAUUAAACAUUUUCGAAUAUCUAACGAAUCGCAAUAAAAAUCUUUAA
Messenger RNA from Didymodactylos carnosus, 1932 nucleotides. NCBI's taxonomy places the organism in Eukaryota, Metazoa, Rotifera, Eurotatoria, Philodinida, Philodinidae. The record is from the annotation of a GenBank genome assembly.